UGUUGCUUCAGUCGCAGUUCAUUUCCAGUCGCUCACUCGUGCAAAUUGGCUCAUUCAUUGCUUGUUCCGUUCGCGUUCCGUUUGCGUUCAACCACGUGUGUACUGCUCUAGGUUAUGUUCGGCGUAUUACGGCGACUAGUUACAGUAAAGUAUCUCUGCCUAUAGCUCAAUUCAAAAGUGCGUGCAAAACUUUGGAAAAGCUUUUCGGUUUGUGCGAAUAAUGGAAGGUUUCGACUACGUCAUCAAACGACCACCGCAAGCUAAAAUCUGCUUCGGCUCGAGCAUCCAAAGAGAAGCAGUUCCUCUGAAGGGACCCGCUUACAGCUCCAUCAUGCGCCGCACUAUGCCCGAGGUAGCCGGAGAACAUUUGGCCCCUGGUUCGUACAACAUAACGUACUUUGACAAGCAGUCCCAUCCGGUGUUGCAAAAGAUUUGCGGUACGCGUGGCUAUGGUUCCCUAUCCGCCACCACAAUUCGGUUCAAAUUUGACGAAGUCAGCAGCACUCCGGGUAUGGGAGAGUACGAUACAACUAAGGGGAAACCAGUUAGGAUCUGUCGCUAUCCGUUCGGGGUGAAAGUUCCACGAUGGAGGGAGAAACCUGUCCCGACCAUUCCUGGGCCAGGAACCUACUGCAGUAAACAGAGCAAAAACAUCAGACUACAAUCAUUCGGGGGGAAAAUCAAAAUCAUUCCGGCGACGAUGACAAUCUGCAAGACGGACAACUUUGACAAAUGCUACCGCUGUGACCAGAAACCGGAAGUUGACUAUUGGAAACAUCUCAAGAGCGACCGCAGCCUCUGUCGGCGUUGCAUGGAGAAGGAGACGGACGAUGCCAAGUACCGGUCGAAAACCAAAUCCACCAUGGUGAAGCGAUUGGCCGUACUCAGGGAGUUCCAGCGCGUACGUCACUGUUCCUAUUACCACAAGCAUGACAAAACGACGGCGGCAGUCCAGUUUGUGAGCAAUCGUGACCUGAAGCGGAAGUUUAGAAUUGAAAAUUAUCUGUCCAUGUACGAGUAAUAAAUUGAGAAGUAAACAUGGGAUUGAAGAACGUUCGGAUUAUCAAUUAGUCGUAGGCUCUUUUAGUUCGUCAGCCGGUGAGUGCUGAACUUUCCAAUAGUCGGUUUUAACUCCUCCUCUUGGCCAACCGGAGAGUUCAAAUUUCCUAUGAUGAUUUGAUGUCGUGGCAUGGGCAGC
This is a messenger RNA of Armigeres subalbatus, 1198 nucleotides long. RefSeq lists its product as uncharacterized. Gene Ontology annotation, molecular function: cytoskeletal protein binding. The record is from RefSeq and is a predicted model, not a curated record. Lineage: Eukaryota; Metazoa; Arthropoda; Insecta; Diptera; Culicidae. The transcript has 4 exons. Bases 221 to 1021 code for a protein of 266 amino acids. Gene Ontology annotation, biological process: regulation of cell projection organization.